UUCAAAACAACGUGCAGUAUUAUGGAGCAAAUGGUGGUCCAUAAAAAACCAGUGACCUUUUAUCUUGAUCUCCUCAUGGUCCAUCGAGCGGAGUUAGUGAAUGGAAUUAAAAACAUUGAGUGCAUCCUGGAUAACCUGCUACAUUUGGGAUACUUCACGUCAGAGGAUACAGAACUCAUUCAGCACAGUACAACGCGACAUGAAAAGGUUCGUAAAACAUUGGACAUUGUUUCGGCAAAAGGAGAAGAAUGUGCGGAAUUCUUUCUAUACAUCCUGAAUUGUGCCAAAGAGAUUUACUCAGAUUUUCUUCCUUGGUUAAAAGAAAUUCAUUACUACCCAUCAGACCACCUGCUGAAUAAACCAGUGCUGAUUGGAGAUGCUGUUUGCCAAUAUGCUGAAAAACUCAGAUCAGAAUUGCGAAGAGAUACAAGGUUCACGUUGUCAUAUGUCCAAAAGGAAGAUACCCUGUUUGAAGAUAUUUACACUGAGACUCUCAUGGAAUUGGUUAAUGCAACAAAUGAGAUCCUAGGAACCAUUUCCCAUUUGGAGGAUUUGUUCAGUGACACAGGCAUCAUCAACGAGGAUGCAGAGACAGUAUUUGUAACCGGUGAUGCUGGGGUUGGUAAGACCAUCCUGCUCCAGAGACUUCAGAACCUGUGGUCCAAAGGAGAGCUCUAUGCUGAUAUUAAAUUCCUUUUCAAAUUUAGAUGCCAGAUGUUUAAUAGCUUCAAAAAGGAGGAUAAGAUUUCUCUCAGAGAUCUACUAUUCAAAUACAACUGUUACCCUGACAAAGACUCUAAUGACAUAUUUAGUUACAUCCAACAACACCCAGCUUCUGUUCUCUUCACACUGGACGGGUUUGAUGAAAUUAAUUUUGAGUGGAACCUUAAUGAUAUCCCUGUAAUCUCUUCACCCUUUGACCCUUUGCAUCCUGUUGCACUCUUAAUGAGCCUUCUUCAUGGUAAGUUAUUGAAAGGUUCCAAAAAAUUAUUGACAGCAAGAACUGGCAUAAACAUACCAUUGAGAAUAUUGAGAAAGAGAGUGACACUAAAGGGCUUCUCCAAGGACCAGUUACUCCAAUAUUUGAAGAAAUUUUUCAAAAGUGAGGCCCAGCAAAAUUUGGUUUUGGCCCAUUUGGAGACAAACCGUCACCUGAGCAAUUUAUGUUCAGUGCCACUCUUUUGCUGGAUUAUAUUCAAAUGUUAUGAUUGCAUACAGUCCACUUGUAGUUCCCAGUGGUUAUCACAUUCUGUUAUGCUCACUGAUAUUUACCUCAUGAUGACUGAAGUCUUCCUCAACCAUUCUUCUCAGGCCAGUCCAAACGAGAAAAGUGCAAGAAGCCGAAUAAACCUGUUUCGAACCAAAAAGGAAACUCUCAUGCGAAUCGGUAAGCUGGCACUAAAAGGUAUUGAAAAUGGAAAUUUUGUGUUCAGUCAGGAGACAGUCACUGCGGCAAAUAUUUCUGAAGAAGAUUUGCAGAUGGGCUUCAUCAAAACUGUUGGCCAUUAUAAUGGGCAUGGAAACCAAUCAACAUAUGAGUAUAUUCACUUAACACUUCAGUCAUUUUUUACUGCAUUUUUAUUAGUUAUCGAUGAUGAGAUCUGUCCAUGCGACUUUCUUGCACUCUUCAGCAAUAAAAACAAACCAACACUGUCACCCAACAAGCUACGCAAUAUGGUUUUACCUACCUUGAGGCCUACAAAGUAUUCCUCAACACAUGUCCUCAAGCCUUUCAGCAAACAUCUGCAAUUUACCAUGUGGUUCCUCUGUGGAUUGCUGUCGAACAGCAACACUGACUUGUUGCUAAACCUUGCAUCUCCAACGAACAUUGAGAAGAAACAAUCACUGCUGGCAUCUUACCUGUCCAACUGUAUGAAGACACAGUUGAAAAAUCUUCCUCGCUUGCACCUUGAAGAUGGCUGUAAGGUUCAUGUGCUACCACAUUUCGUAUGGCUAGUAAGGUACAUAUUUGAAAUGCAGAAUGGAACCGCAGCCAAAAUGGCAGCCAAAGGGAUCUGUACUGAUUAUAUAAAGCUGAACUACUGCAAUGUUUCUUCUGUUGACUGUUGUGCUCUUGCAUUUAUUUUGCGUCACAUCCGAACACCCCUUGCACUGGAGAUGGACAACAACAACAUCAAUGAUUAUGGUUUAGAGCAAAUGGUCUGCUGUUUCAGGCAGCUCACAGUCCUCAGAUUGAGUGUAAAUCAGAUCACAGACCAAGGAGUUCAUAUCUUGGCAGAAGAACUCAAAAAGCAUCAGAAGAUCAGAUCACUCGGACUUUAUAAGAAUUACAUAAGUGAUAUUGGAGCAAGAGAUGUUGCUGAACUGAUUGAAGCAUGCCCCAGUCUUAUCAAUUUAAGGAUGGGAGCAAACAUGAUCACCCAUGAAGGAGGAACUUACUUAGCUCAAGCAAUCCAAAAAAGUAAAACCAUUGAAUGCAUCGGGCUCUGGGGAAAUCAGAUAGGAGACAGAGGAGCUGUAGCCUUUGCAGAGGCAUUGGAAGAUCACCAGACCCUGAAAAAUCUGAGCCUCGCAGCAAACCAGAUCUCAGCAAAAGGCGGCAAACGUCUGGCGAAGGUGCUCUGCAAGAACCGCUCACUAAAAAUACUCUGGUUGACUCAAAAUGAUUUAGAUGAUGCAGCAGCUGAAGGCUUUGGCGAAAUGCUAAGAGUUAACACAUCCCUGGAAAAGUUAUGGUUGAAUCAAAACAGGAUAACAAACCAUGGAGCUAUGUACCUCUUUCAGUCACUCAGAGAAAACACCACCAUAACCGAAAUCUGCCUAAAGGAUAACUGCAUUCCACCAAACGAUGCCAGUCAUCUUGCAAAAGACAAACGCAUUGUCAUCUAGGCCAUUAUCGGAGCAGUGACCUUUUGCAACACCAUGAAGACACUUUAAUAACCUUACCUCUAAAUCUGCGGAUGAUUUAUACAAUUGCUCCUCCAGAGACCUGAAGAUACAAUAAAGUCUGACACUCCCAGAACAGUAUUUGGGGGGGGCGGGGCAUCAUUGAUAGUGUAUUGUCACUGAAUGGGAUGUUAAAUCAUGGCCAGUCUUACCUCACAGAUAUUAUUUUCAAAGAGGAGAGGAAAGCUCAUACAUAUUUAAUGAAAAAGGGCUAUUUUAUUUAGAGAUAGCAAGAAGUGCGGAUGCUGGGG
Messenger RNA from Stegostoma tigrinum, 3158 nucleotides. Its product is annotated as nucleotide-binding oligomerization domain-containing protein 1-like. The transcript has 11 exons. The record is from RefSeq and is a predicted model, not a curated record. NCBI's taxonomy places the organism in Eukaryota, Metazoa, Chordata, Chondrichthyes, Orectolobiformes, Stegostomatidae. Gene Ontology annotation, molecular function: protein binding. Gene Ontology annotation, biological process: regulation of apoptotic process. Bases 22 to 2850 code for a protein of 942 amino acids.